This is a messenger RNA of Aspergillus calidoustus, 804 nucleotides long. NCBI's taxonomy places the organism in Eukaryota, Fungi, Ascomycota, Eurotiomycetes, Eurotiales, Aspergillaceae. The record is from the annotation of a GenBank genome assembly.
CAUUCACUCUACAUUUCAUCUUCUCACUUACUUUGACUGUUGACAAUCACAUCACAAUGGACGAUUACUUUGGCACACAACACUCGACCUCUGUAGGGCUACCGUUCCUCUACAUCCCCUCGCACAAAAACAAGAUGGCCUCGCAGCUCAUGGACACUCUGGAUGAAUCUGGAUUAUAUCCCAACCUCGACAUGCACCCCAGCUUCUCAGACAUCGCCAUCCCCCACUCCGACAGUGGCAUCAUCAUGCCGACGCUCACCUCCAUUGAACCUGAUCUCUACCACAUCACCUCCGCCCCCCGCGACGCAUUGCCCCCCUCAGCGCCACCAACAGAGUCCGAUUACGACUCUGCAACCGGAGGCCAGACCGUAGACAGCCAGUGUACACAUAAACAUGUCACCCGCCGGCAACAGAACCGCGACGCGCAGCGCCGGUACCGCGAGCGCCAAAGCAAGCAGUGCAAAUCCCUCGAGCAGAGCGUCGUGGACCUCGAAGCACAAUGCCAAUCGCUCUCCAACGGCUUCGACCAGAAAUCGCACGAGGUCGUGCAGCUGUUCCGAGAUAACAAUGUCCUCAAGUCCGAGGUCCAGAGCCUCCGCCAGCGCUGGCAGCUCAUCAUCCUGCUGCUGCAGCGGCCCAAGGCUCUGCAGAGCCUGUCGGUGCUGCUCGAGGAGGAGGUCAAGUGUCUCGAUGGGUUCGCGCCGCCGAUCGAGCCCGCGUCGCUGGAUGAGUUCCUGCACAGUCUGGACUCUGUGCUUACGGUUGAUGGCGAGUUGAAUCGGGGGAGCUAGAGAUGGAUUUGGG